Molecule: messenger RNA, 729 nt
Organism: Melanaphis sacchari
Lineage: Eukaryota; Metazoa; Arthropoda; Insecta; Hemiptera; Aphididae
Product: piggyBac transposable element-derived protein 4-like
Exons: 1
Coding region: 1-729 (242 amino acids)
Source: RefSeq, a predicted model, not a curated record
AUGUCAGGACGACGUUUUGAACAGCUUCUCGCGUACUUUAGCGUUGAAUAUUCAAGUCUAUCCACAGAUACUGGCCCAAUGAGCAAAUUAAAUCCACUGUUCAAAAUACUAAUUGCAAAUUUUCAAAAAGCAUUUUACCCGGGAGAAGAUUUAUCUUUAGACGAGUCACUACUGUUACAUCGCGGAAGAUUAAGCUUUAGGCAAUAUAUAAAGGGCAAGAAGGCAAAAUAUGGGAUAAAGUUUUUUGAACUAUGUGAUUCUAAUGGAUACGUGUUAAAUAUUGAAGUUUAUAAAGGUAAAAAUAAUUAUUUAUUGCCGUCAACAAAUUCUAAAACAGAUAGCCUAGUCCUUAAGCUUAUGGAUCCAUUUUUAUGCAAAGGCCACAGUUUAUUCAUGGACAAUUAUUAUAACAGCACUACUCUUUCCGAAUUAUUAUUAAAAAAAAAAACACAUAGUACGGGAACUUUAAGAAGCAAUAGAAAAGGAAAUCCUGAAGAGGUAACUAAAAAGAAAUUGAAAAAGGGUGAUCACGUAUGGCAGAGAAAAAAUGAAAUUUACAUUUCAAAAUGGAAAGACAAGUGUGACGUCACAAUUAUCACUACCAAAUAUCAUCCACAAAUCAUCACAUCAACCAAUAAAUAUGGGCAACAAAAGUUAAAACCUAUAGAAAUUGUAAACUAUAAUGAAAAAAUGAGUGGAGUUGAUAAAUGUGACCAAAUGGUUAGCUAA